Messenger RNA from Torulaspora globosa, 759 nucleotides. It is a transcript of the gene RGS2, whose product is annotated as GTPase-activating protein RGS2. The record is from RefSeq and is a predicted model, not a curated record. Lineage: Eukaryota; Fungi; Ascomycota; Saccharomycetes; Saccharomycetales; Saccharomycetaceae. The transcript has a single exon. Bases 1 to 759 code for a protein of 252 amino acids.
AUGGCACGACAUUUACAGGCACCCAGCUUAGAGGACCUGCUAUCGCAGACAGAUGCGGAUGACGCUGCGGCGGACAGUGAUUCGCCGUUUAACAUCACGAAUUUCGUAGCGUUCCUGGUGAGGUCGCAUUGUGAGGAGAACUACGAGUUUUGGAAAAGCUGCAAUUACUAUUUGAACAACGUGGAUGGAGCGACUUUUGAUUUUGUUAGAUGGAACACCGCGAUAUACGAGAAUUUCAUUAAAGUGAACGCUCCGAUGGAGUGCAACUUGCCCGAGGACAUCAGGAAGGCGUACAUGGACUGGUACGUCGACAGCAUCAUCCCCAGUAGAGAUAUCGUGCUCAAGGCUCGACAGCAUACGCUGAACUUGAUGUCCGACGCGUACAGACAGUUUGUGCGGCACGUAAACUCUAGGCUGCCAGCGGUGGCGGUCGAUGGCGAGACGGACUGCUUUCCGAAGAGCCCGCUCGACCGAAAGCGAGCUGAUCAAUUGGCCCUUAAGCGGUCGCUCACCGCCUCCGACGCUACCAAGAACGGUGCUUCCGUCAGCACUUCGAGCACUAGCACCUCGAGCUCUAGAGCCGGUUCUGCAGUCACUACGCAGAACAAAGGGCCUCUCGGACUUCUAAGCAAGGGUAAAGCACUAGUUGCAAAAUUCAAGCGCAAGAGCCAGGGACCAGCUCUAAAGAAGGCCUCAUCGACGGGCAGUGCAUUGCCCGUGUGCGCCUCUGAAAAGAGGAGCAGAAGAUAUAGAACUUGA